AGAGUUAGUGCUAUGUCUCUUUGUGGAUUAUGCUGACUUUUGGCUUUAAUGAUAGAUCAAGAUCCGGGUUAUGGCCAUUGUAUUCUCUUGCCGGAGUUCGGACGAUAGAGCCUUUUCAUUUCUCAGUUCACAAAGGAUCAUCUGGGUCUUUUCCAAAUUUCCAGUUUGAGUAAAAAAUGGGGAGUGUUAAUGAAGAGAAGUUGAGGUUUUGUAUUGACAGAGGUGGCACUUUUACUGAUGUUUAUGCUGAAAUCCCUGGCCAAUCCGAUGGCCGGGUUCUUAAGCUUUUGUCAGUUGACCCAUUAAACUAUGACGAUGCUCCGAUUGAGGGUAUCCGUAGAAUUCUUGAGGAGUACACGGGGGAGAAAAUUCCUAGAACUGCCAAAAUCCCCACUGAUAAGAUUGAGUGGAUAAGGAUGGGGACAACUGUGGCAACCAAUGCCCUUCUGGAGAGGAAAGGGGAGAGAAUUGCUUUGUGUGUCACUAAGGGUUUUAGGGAUUUGUUACAGAUUGGUGAUCAGGCUCGGCCCCAUAUUUUUGACCUUACUGCUACAAAACCCUCCAAUCUUUAUGAGGAAGUUGUUGAGGUUGAUGAGAGGGUUGAGCUAGUUCUUGAAGAGGAUAAAGGGAAUAAGGAUUCUUCUUUCGUUCAAGGGGUUUCGGGUGAGCUUGUUAGGGUUGUAAAGCCACUUAAUCAAGAAACUAUGAAGCCUUUACUGAAAGGGUUACUGGAUAAGGGAAUAAGCUGUUUGGCUGUUGUGUUAAUGCAUUCUUACACCUACCCUCAUCAUGAAAUUUCUGUGGAGAAGUUGGCCAUGAGCUUGGGUUUCAGACAUGUUUCUUGUUCUUCUGCUUUGACUCCCAUGGUUCGUGCUGUUCCUCGGGGUUUAACAGCCAGUGUGGAUGCCUACCUGACCCCUGUAGUUAAAGAUUACUUGUCAGGAUUCAUGUCUAGAUUUGAUGAAGGACUUGGAAAGGUGAAUGUUUUGUUUAUGCAAUCAGAUGGAGGACUUGCACCAGAAAGUAGAUUUUCAGGGCAUAAGGCAGUUUUGUCUGGUCCUGCAGGUGGAGUUGUUGGCUACUCACAGACUCUUUUUGGACUUGAAACAGAAAAGCCCUUGAUUGGGUUUGAUAUGGGUGGUACAUCAACUGAUGUUAGCCGCUAUGCUGGAAGCUAUGAACAAGUAAUAGAGACAAAAAUUGCUGGUGCUAUAAUACAAGCUCCUCAGCUUGACAUAAACACUGUUGCUGCUGGUGGAGGAUCAAAGUUGAAGUUUCAAUUUGGAGCCUUCCGAGUUGGACCACAAUCAGUGGGAGCUCAUCCUGGACCUGUGUGUUAUCGAAAAGGUGGAGAAUUGGCAGUUACAGAUGCAAACCUGAUUCUGGGUUUUGUUAUUCCUGAUUAUUUUCCAGCUAUCUUUGGCCCUAAUGAGGACCAACCUUUAGACAUCAAGGCAACCAGGAAAGAAUUUGAGAAGCUUGCAGGGCAAAUAAAUUCCUAUAGAAAGAGCCAAGAUCCAUCUGCGAAGGACAUGACAGUGGAGGAAAUUGCACUAGGUUUUGUGAAUGUUGCUAAUGAGACAAUGUGCCGUCCUAUUCGUCAGUUAACUGAAAUGAAGGGCCAUGAAACAAGGAACCAUGCUCUUGCUUGCUUUGGAGGUGCUGGGCCACAGCAUGCAUGUGCCAUAGCUAGGUCACUGGGUAUGACAGAGGUGCUCAUUCACCGGUUUUGUGGAAUCUUAAGUGCAUAUGGUAUGGGAUUGGCAGAUGUUGUUGAAGAGGCACAAGAGCCCUAUGCUGCUGUAUAUGGUCCUGAAUCCAUUCUAGAGGCCUCUUGCCGAGAAGCUUUGCUGUUGAAGCAGGUGAGGCACAAGCUUCAAGAGCAGGCAUUCAGUGAGGAAAAUAUAAGAACUGAGACAUAUCUAAAUUUAAGGUAUGAAGGUACUGAUACAGCUAUCAUGGUAAAGAGAAAAAUUGCUGAAGAUGGAUCUAGAGGUGACUAUGCUGAGGAAUUUGUUAGGCUUUUCCAACAGGAGUAUGGAUUUAAGCUGCAGAAUAGGAAUAUCCUUAUAUGUGAUGUUCGAGUUCGUGGAGUAGGAGUCGCUAAUAUAUUGAAGCCACGGGAUUUAGAACCUGCCUCAUGUGACCCUAGAGUUGAAGGCCACUACAAAGUCUAUUUUGGGAAUGGGUGGCAUGACACACCACUAUUCAAACUUGAGAAUCUGGGAUAUGGGCAUGUUAUGCUUGGCCCUGCAAUCAUCAUGAAUGGAAGUAGUACAGUGAUAGUAGAACCUAAAUGUAAAGCUAUCAUAACCAAAUAUGGAAAUAUUAAGAUUAAAAUUGAAUCUUCAGUGAACACUGUGAAAGUUGCAGAAAAUGUUGCAGAUGUUGUGCAACUUUCAAUAUUUAACCACAGGUUUAUGGGAAUAGCUGAACAGAUGGGACGAACCCUCCAGCGCACUUCUAUCUCAACAAAUAUCAAGGAGAGGCUAGACUUCUCUUGUGCUCUCUUUGGUCCUGAUGGGGGACUAGUAGCCAAUGCUCCUCAUGUUCCUGUGCAUCUAGGAGCCAUGUCCAGUACUGUCCAGUGGCAGCUCAAUUACUGGGGUGACAAUCUGAAUGAAGGAGAUGUUCUGGUCACCAAUCAUCCAUGUGCUGGAGGUAGCCAUCUUCCUGAUAUAACCGUGAUAACACCUGUCUUUGAUAAUGGGAAACUAGUGUUUUUUGUGGCAAGCAGAGGUCAUCAUGCUGAGAUUGGUGGUGUUACACCGGGAAGCAUGCCACCUUUCUCAAAAUCCAUUUGGGAAGAAGGAGCUGCCAUAAAAGCAUUUAAGCUUGUGCAAAAGGGGGUUUUCCAGGAAGAAGGAAUAAUCAAACUUCUCCAGUUCCCUGGUGCUGAUGAAUUAGCUCAUAAAAUCCCAGGAACACGCCGGCUUCAAGAUAAUCUAUCAGAUCUUCGGGCACAAGUGGCUGCCAACCAGAGGGGAAUCAUCCUAAUUAAAGAACUUAUUGCGCAGUAUGGUUUGGAUACAGUUCAGGCUUACAUGACUUAUGUGCAGCUUAAUGCAGAAGAAGCAGUGAGAGAGAUGCUUAAAUCAGUUGCUGCUAAAGUUUCAUCUCAGUCUACUAAACUUGGAGAUGGAAAAUCUGUUAACAUUGAAGAAGAGGAUUACAUGGAUGAUGGAUCUGUCAUUCAUUUAAAACUAUCAAUUGAUUCUGAUAAAGGAGAAGCAACUUUUGAUUUUAGUAGAACUAGUGCCGAAGUUUAUGGCAACUGGAAUGCUCCAGAAGCAGUCACUGCUGCUGCUGUCAUAUACUGUCUCCGUUGUUUGGUUGAUGUUGAUAUUCCUCUCAAUCAAGGUUGUCUGGCUCCUGUUAAGAUCCAUAUACCUGCUGGUUCGUUCCUCUCUCCUAGCGAUAAAGCUGCUGUUGUAGGAGGUAACGUUCUCACAUCUCAGAGAGUAACUGAUGUUGUACUGACUGCAUUUCAGGCAUGUGCAUGUUCUCAGGGUUGUAUGAAUAAUCUCACUUUUGGUGACAACACUUUUGGUUACUAUGAAACAAUUGGUGGGGGAAGCGGGGCUGGUCCUAGCUGGGACGGGACUAGUGGAGUCCAGUGCCAUAUGACCAAUACUCGAAUGACUGAUCCAGAAAUUUUUGAACAGAGAUAUCCUGUUAUUCUGCACAAGUUUGGAAUUAGAGAGAACAGUGGGGGAGAUGGACUUCAUAGAGGGGGUGAUGGACUUGUGAGGGAGAUAGAGUUUAGACACCCAGUUGUUGUCAGCAUUCUGUCAGAAAGGCGUGUACAUGCACCAAGAGGAUUAAAAGGAGGAAGAGAUGGAGCUCGUGGGGCUAACUACCUUGUAACAAAAGAUAAACGGAGAAUUUAUCUUGGGGGUAAGAACACGGUUGAGGUGCAAGCAGGAGAAAUUCUUCAGAUUUUAACACCAGGUGGUGGUGGUUUUGGCUAUUCUCCUUGACUAAAUUCUACCUGACAACAUUGCUCUGGUAAGUCCGAUCUACAAGUUGCUUUUAAUCCUAUGAAGCAGCCCUAAAUGGGGUUGAUUCACAUUAUCAAACAUCUUUUAUUGCUUGUUACUGAUCAUGACGUGAAAGUUGCUUUGACUUAGAACAAUCCACUUAUUAUGACUGUUUAAUCCUUAAUGGAGGGUUAGACACUUUAAAUGUGUUUUCUUUGAUAUAUUGGGCUGCAGUCCGGUUGGUCAUGUUACAUUGUUUUAGGAUUUUCUCAGGUUAGUGAGCAUUUAUUAGGAUAUCAAACACUAAUUUUUUUAUCAGCAAUUAAGGUAUAUCAAACACUAAUUAAGUUUUCUUUCAUGGGUUGAGUGACAGUUUUAGUGAGUGUUUUUUACUUUCUAUCAAAACUAAAAUGCCCUCAGUUAC
Molecule: messenger RNA, 4404 nt
Organism: Rubroshorea leprosula
Lineage: Eukaryota; Viridiplantae; Streptophyta; Magnoliopsida; Malvales; Dipterocarpaceae
Source: the annotation of a GenBank genome assembly